This is a messenger RNA of Selaginella moellendorffii, 2092 nucleotides long. RefSeq names its product rhamnogalacturonate lyase B. The coding region runs from base 145 to 2070 and encodes 641 amino acids. Gene Ontology annotation, molecular function: catalytic activity; carbohydrate binding. The record is from RefSeq and is a predicted model, not a curated record. The transcript has 15 exons. Gene Ontology annotation, biological process: carbohydrate metabolic process. Lineage: Eukaryota; Viridiplantae; Streptophyta; Lycopodiopsida; Selaginellales; Selaginellaceae.
UUGAGUAAAAGCGCGCCAAGCGUAUUUCUUCCAGAGCUCGUUGGUGGUUUUGGUUUCCCGAGAUGGAUUUUCUCGCUAUGCUUUUUAGAUGCUCGUUUUGACCAUCUUUCUUUCUUUCUUCCCAGAGGAUUCGGUUCCAGGAAAAUGUUCUCCAGUCGUGUACAAGGAGGAGGAUCGCGAGGCUCCGAUGUUCGUCUCGUCGACAAAGGCAAAUACAUUGUCCUGGACAAUGGAAUUGUUCGCAUCACACUGACGAGUCCCGGCGGGUUGAUCACGUCUAUUUCUUACGGAGGCAUCGACAAUCUGCUAGAAGUUGCCAAUGCUGAAACAAAUCGAGGUUACUGGGAUCUGAAUUGGAACGUCCCCGGAGGAAAGGACACCUUUGAUGUGCACCACGCUACGAGCUUUCGUGUUAUUUCUAGCGAUGGCAACAAAGUCGAGGUCUCUUUUCUUCGUCCAUAUGUCCCCGACCGAAGUAUGGUUCCUCUUCAAAUCGACAAGAGGUUCGUGCUUCUUCGGGGUAACACAGGAUUUUAUAGCUAUGCCAUUUUUGAGAGGCCCGAAGGCUGGCCCGAUUUCGACAUGAACCAAUGCCGUAUCACGUUUAAGCCACGGAGUGACAGAUUCGAAUAUAUGGCUGUUUCCGACACUGUGUUCCGACAAAUGCCAACAUCUAGUGACCGAUCACCUGAACGUAGCAAAGCACUCGCCUAUCCUGAAGCUGUGAUCCUGGAAGACCCGCAUAAUUCGGCGCUCAAGGGAGAGGUGGAUGACAAGUAUCAGUACUCUGCUGAAAACAAGGACAAUGUGGUGCAUGGCUGGGUUUCUACGAAUCCACUCGUUGGUUUUUGGAUCAUCACAGCCAGUGACGAGUUUCGAAAUGGUGGCCCGCUGAAGCAAAACUUGCGCUCGCAUGCAGGACCCACUGCUCUUUCUAUGUUUCACAGCGCUCACUACGCAGGGGAAGCAUUGUGUCCUUCUUUUCGAGAUGGAGAGCCUUGGCUGAAAGUAUUUGGACCGGUUUUCAUCUACUUGAAUUCAGCUCAAGCGAACUUGGACCCUCGUUAUCUGUGGGACGAUGCAAAGCAGCAGAUGCUUGUGGAGGUUCAUUCCUGGCCAUAUAGCUGGCCUGCCUCACCAGAUUACGUGAAGGAUGAUGAGCGUGGCUCUGUUUCUGGACGACUGCUAGUUUAUGACAAGUACGCAGACCCUCAAGUUCCAGCGUCGUUUGCGUGGAUUGGUCUCGCUAAACCGGGGAUUGCUGGAUCAUGGCAAACCGAAAGCAAGGGGUAUCAAUUCUGGGCCGAAGCAGAUGCCAGUGGCAGUUUUAUGAUCCAUAAUGUUAUUCCCGGGACUUACAACCUCUUUGGCUACGUUCCUGGUGUUCUGGGCGAUUACAAAAUGGAAGCCGACAUUACAGUGCAGGAAGGUUCUUCCUUGGAGCUUGGAGAACUUGUCUUCAAUCCUCCAAGGAACGGUCCUACAAUUUGGGAGAUUGGAGUUCCUGAUAGAUCGGCUGCUGAGUUUUACAUACCGGAUCCUGAUCCGGGCUUCGUCAACAGAGCUUUUGUGAACAUCACAGCUGACAGGUUUAGACAGUAUGGAUUGUGGGAAAGAUACUUCGAGCUUUACCCGGAGACCGAGGUUGUAUACACUGUUGGCGAGAGCAAAUGGCAAACCGACUGGUUUUUCUUACAGGGAUGCUGGAAGUCGAAAGAUGGAAACUUGAAAGCAUCAACUUGGAAGAUCAAGUUCCAACUUGACAAGGUCUCUCUAGUGGGAACCUACACGCUACAACUAGCAAUAGCAGCCGCAACCAACGCUGCUCUUCAGGUCCGGGUGAACGAUCCAACGCUUUACACUCCACAUUUUGAUACACUCCAGUUUGGCAAGGACAAUGCCAUAGCUCGCCAUGGAAUCCACGGCUUGUACGCGAUGUGGAGCAUCGACGUCGAGUCGAAGCUCCUCAAGGAGGGAGAGAAUAUCAUCUACCUCACACAGAGAAAAUACGCCAGUGUAUUUAACGGGGUUAUGUACGACUAUUUGCGUCUUGAAGCCCCUCCGCUGUGAAAGACAUAACAUGAUAAAUAAC